GUUCUACCUAGUGGAGAUCUAAUCAUCAGGAAUCUAAAGUGGAGUGACAUGGGAAAUUAUGUUUGCGUGGCGGAGAAUGCUCAUGGCGUUGCGCAAGUAGAAGCAUUUGUAUAUCCGGCCAAUCCUGAAUCUUAGGAGAAAGUGAUGAAGAAAUAGAAAACUAUUCAGCCAAAAAUGAUAAUGGACAAAAGUGAUUUCACAAUUUUCUUGCAGAAAUUUAUUCAGAAGAACUAUAUUUCUGUGUUAUACCAGUAUUUCUAUUUAUUGAAGAAAAUCGUAGUCAAUUUACUGUUCGUUAGUUUUAUUUAUUGAAAUUUUAUAUUCUUGUAUGUAUACAAUUAUAUGUAAAUAUUUAUUAUUUUAAUAAAUAAAUCGAAUCACAAUUUUCUUUUGUUGAAAUCAGUGUAAAGAAUUGCAUUUCUCCUUCAGUUUAUUUAGUUGUAUAAAUAUUAUUUUGUCAAAUAAACUGAAUCAAACUUUUAUGUCAUUGUAUCAAACUAAGAAAGUAAAAGAAUGUGCAAAUUGCUUUAUUGUGUAAAUAUUUUUUAAUAAAUUAGUUGAGUUGUA
Messenger RNA from Parasteatoda tepidariorum (common house spider), 567 nucleotides. Its product is annotated as zwei Ig domain protein zig-3. Gene Ontology annotation, molecular function: cell-cell adhesion mediator activity. Gene Ontology annotation, cellular component: axon; plasma membrane. The record is from RefSeq and is a predicted model, not a curated record. Lineage: Eukaryota; Metazoa; Arthropoda; Arachnida; Araneae; Theridiidae. Gene Ontology annotation, biological process: dendrite self-avoidance; axon guidance; homophilic cell-cell adhesion.